GCUCAAGCUCGCCUCCAGAUUCUUCUUCUUCUUCUUCUUCUUCUUCUUCUUCUUCUUCUUCUGAUUCUCUGCAGAUCAGGGUGGCCCGGCCGCCUCGUUGAAUCUGCAUCCGCGGCGUCCGCGGUCCGCCCAGGUCGCUGGGAGCGGAGCGGGAGCUGAGGAGGAUCUACUGAGGUGGCGGUCGGGAUGGGGCUGGAUUUGGGAGCGCUCGUUCUCAAAUCCGGCGGGCUGUCGGUGUCGGACUACGACUCGAUCGUCGCGAUCAACAUCUUCGUGGCACUGCUGUGCAGCUGCAUUGUGAUCGGGCACCUGCUGGAGGGGAACCGGUGGGUCAAUGAAUCCAUCACCGCGCUUGUCAUGGGGCUGAUCACCGGAGGUGUGAUUCUGCUCGUCAGUGGUGGGAAGAACUCACACAUUCUUGUGUUCAGUGAGGACCUCUUCUUCAUCUAUUUGCUUCCACCGAUCAUAUUUAAUGCUGGGUUUCAAGUAAAGAAGAAGCAAUUCUUCCGCAAUUUUAUGACAAUUAUUUUGUUUGGUGCUGUUGGGACAUUGAUAUCCUUUGUAAUAAUAUCUCUAGGUGCUAUGGCAUUGUUCAAAAAACUUGACGUUGGUCCACUCCAGCUUGGGGACUAUCUUGCAAUUGGGGCGAUCUUCUCAGCAACAGAUUCUGUUUGCACCUUACAGGUGCUUAACCAGGACGAAACGCCCCUACUCUACAGUCUAGUUUUCGGUGAAGGGGUUGUCAAUGAUGCUACAUCUGUUGUGCUCUUUAAUGCAAUUGAAAACAUUGACAUUGCUAAUUUCGACAGUCUUGUUCUACUAGCGUUCAUUGGAAAUUUUCUCUACCUAUUCUUCACCAGUACCCUUCUUGGAGUAGUUGCUGGGUUGCUUAGUGCCUAUAUUAUCAAGAAACUAGGUUUUGCCAGACACUCAACGGACAGAGAAGUUGCUAUCAUGAUACUCAUGGCGUACCUUUCAUAUAUGCUGUCGAUGCUGCUAGAUCUGAGUGGCAUCCUCACUGUUUUCUUCUCCGGAAUAGUAAUGUCACAUUACACUUGGCAUAAUGUGACAGAAAGCUCUAGGAUUACUACCAAGCACACUUUUGCAACUUUAUCUUUCAUUGCUGAAAUUUUUCUAUUUCUCUAUGUUGGGAUGGAUGCACUGGACAUUGAAAAAUGGAAAUUAGCUAGCAGCAGUCCUAAGAAACCAAUUGCUUUAAGUGCAACUAUAUUGGGCUUGGUUAUGGUUGGAAGAGCAGCAUUUGUAUUCCCUUUGUCUUUCUUAUCCAAUCUAAGUAAAAAAGAGACACGCCCAAAGAUCUCCUUCAAGCAGCAAGUAAUCAUAUGGUGGGCAGGUCUCAUGAGAGGAGCAGUGUCAAUAGCACUUGCAUAUCACAAGUUCACCGCAUCUGGUCAUACUGAAUUGCGAAUUAAUGCUAUCAUGAUCACCAGCACAGUCAUUGUUGUGCUGUUCAGCACAAUGGUUUUUGGUUUUCUUACCAAGCCUCUGCUCAAUCUCCUCAUCCCACCAAGGCCUGACAUGGCAGCUGAUCUCUCAAGCCAGUCAAUCAUAGACCCACUUCUUGGAAGCUUGCUGGGGUCUGCUGACUUUGAUGUAGGUCAGGCCUCCCCUCAGAACAACCUUCAGCUUCUUCUCACCAUUCCAACUCGCUCCGUUCAUCGCGUGUGGCGCAAGUUUGAUGACAGAUUUAUGCGCCCGGUGUUCGGGGGCCGAGGCUUUGUUCCAUUUGUUCCUGGUUCACCGGUGGAGAGGAGCACCCAUGGAUCUCAACUGGGUACUGUGACUGAGGCUGAACAUAGUUGAGCUUAAGGUUCUGAAGGUGUAAACAUUUCUGUAAAUUUUCACAGACCACUCAAUUUUGUUCCUGGAUACCAUUUGUGUAUUGCUGUCAUAUCUGGUGCAGAUAGUUUGUGUAGAACGACGUAUUUAAGCUGUUAUAGGUUCUUUUUGGAAGCCAUUGUUCCAAGUGUAUAAUUCAUCUGUAAAUUUAAAUGUUGUCCAUAGAGAAUAAACACAUGCUUUGUAUUGGUUAUAUUGGAUUUGUAGAAAGUACUUCCUCUUUACGAAAU
This is a messenger RNA of Oryza brachyantha (malo sina), 2090 nucleotides long. Its product is annotated as sodium/hydrogen exchanger 2-like. Gene Ontology annotation, cellular component: membrane. The transcript is spliced from 15 exons. Bases 187 to 1824 code for a protein of 545 amino acids. NCBI's taxonomy places the organism in Eukaryota, Viridiplantae, Streptophyta, Magnoliopsida, Poales, Poaceae. Gene Ontology annotation, biological process: sodium ion transport; proton transmembrane transport; regulation of pH. Gene Ontology annotation, molecular function: sodium:proton antiporter activity. The record is from RefSeq and is a predicted model, not a curated record.